Tupaia belangeri chinensis (Chinese tree shrew) is the source of this 3634-nucleotide messenger RNA. RefSeq names its product BAG cochaperone 5 (gene BAG5). Gene Ontology annotation, biological process: protein stabilization; regulation of inclusion body assembly; negative regulation of protein ubiquitination. Gene Ontology annotation, cellular component: cytoplasm; membrane; nucleus. Gene Ontology annotation, molecular function: protein-folding chaperone binding; adenyl-nucleotide exchange factor activity. NCBI's taxonomy places the organism in Eukaryota, Metazoa, Chordata, Mammalia, Scandentia, Tupaiidae. The record is from RefSeq and is a predicted model, not a curated record.
UCCGGCUGCCGGGUCCAGACCUAGCCGGGAGGGGUGAGGGAUGCCGCUUGGGGCCCAGCUGCGGUGCCGCACCCCGUAAGGGCUGAGCUUCCACCUCGCCACCACGAUCCGGGGAGCCGAGGCCGAAAGCAGCUCAGCCCUCCUCCGGUGCUUGUGAAACUGAACACAACUAAAGUAUGGCUAUGGGAAACCAACACCCCUCGAUCAGUAGGCUUCAGGAGAUCCAGAAAGAAGUGAAGAGCAUAGAACAGCAGGUGAUCGGCUUCAGUGGUCUGUCAGAUGACAAGAAUUACAAGAAGCUGGAGAGGAUCCUAACGAAACAACUGUUUGAAAUAGACUCUGUGGAUACUGAGGGGAAAGGGGAUAUCCAGCAAGCUAGGAAGAGGGCAGCCCAAGAGACAGAACGCCUCCUCAAGGAGUUGGAGCAGAAUGCGAACCACCCACACCGGAUCGAAAUCCAGAACACUUUCAAGGAGGCCCGCCUCGUGAAGGAGAAGAUCAUGCCGUUCCCCAAAAUCAGAAAUUAUCGGAGGGAAGUAGUCGAAGACAUCAACAAAUUAUUGAAGUAUUUGGAUUUAGAAGAGGAAGCAGACACUACUUAUGCGUUUGACCUGGGACAGAAUCAUUCCAUUUUAAAAAUAGAGAAGGUCCUCAAGAGAAUGAGAGAAAUAAAAAACGAACUUCUCCAAGCACAAAGUCCUCCGGAAUUGUACCUGAGCUCCAAAACAGAAUUGCAGGGUUUGAUCGGACAGCUGGAUGAGGUGAGUCUAGAAAAAAACCCCUGCAUCCGGGAAGCCCGGAGAAGAGCCGUGAUUGAAGUGCAGACCCUGAUCACUUACAUUGACUUGAAGGAAGCCCUGGAGAAGAGAAAGGCGCUCACCUGCGAGGAGCACCCCUCCCACAGAGCAGUCUGGAGUGUCCUGGGAAACUUGUCAGAGGUCCAGGGAGAAGUUCUUUCAUUUGACGGAAAUCGAACUGAUAAGAACUACAUCCGGCUGGAAGAGCUGCUGACCAAGCAGCUGCUGGCCCUCGAUGCCGUGGACCCGCAGGGGGAGGAGAAGUGCAAGGCUGCCAGGAAGCAGGCCGUGAAGCUCGCCCAGAAUAUUCUCAGCUAUCUGGACUUGAAAUCCGAUGAAUGGGAGUACUGAAGUGCCAGCGCGCACAGCUGAGAUCACUUGUUUUGCACUUUAUAUAUACGACUAUGUAUUUAUAGAGCGCUUUCAGUUCAUUGAUCUGAAUGUGAUUUAUACAUGCAUAUUUCAAUCUCAGUAUUUAUGAUUUAAGCAAAUUAUAUCCACGACCUCUGCUGCUUUUACUGUUGCAAAACAAAUAUUACAGCACAUGAGCUUUUCCAUUCGGGUCGUUGUCCGUAUGAUGUGGUGUGGUUUGUUUUGUUUGUCCUUUUUGUUUUGUGUGUGUGUUCCUUGAAAAAACAAAAUAGAGACAACUUCAGUAGUUAAUUUUUUAAAGGAUUGUGCAAGGAUUAAAUGCAGAUAUUUGCAGAUCUACAAAUAGACAUAACCUUAUAUGAUAGGAAAGAUUAUGAGAAAGGGGGAAAUGUUUGGUUAAAUAGGAACCAGGCCAGAGUUCAGCACAGUGCAGUGAUUUUUUUUUUAUGCUAAAUAAAACGAGUUUUUGCACUAACAAAGCCUCCUUGGGACCACCCAGCUGAGUGGUGGGGACUUUGUUCUGUUUAUUGAUGGUCUGUUCUUUUGUAAACAUUUUUGUUUGAGAAACAGCUAUCCCACACACACACACUUUGCAUUUUGAGGGGAAAAUCUUAUUUUCGAAUUAUUAAAAUUGUAAAAACUAAUGACCAAAAAGCCUUUGUGGCUGCAUUUAAGAAGGGAUAAAACACCAGCUAUUUAGUACCUUCAGGUUUGGUGGGGGUGUAUUGCUUGUAAAAUGUAAACUUAAAAUUCUUAGUAAUUAGUAAGGAUGGGAACAUUUAAAUGGAGUUAAUAGAUCUUUUUUAAACAAACAAGGAAACACCCACAGUUACAGCGAAGAUCAGUUACACUGUCAGGUUCCACUACAACUAAGCAAGAGCGUCUGAAGGUAGCUCGUGGCGGUGCUCCUCGUUCCAGGCCAUGGUACGGACAGACGUGUCAGACGUGCCUGGUGCUACUUGGCAGCGGAUGAGAGCAGGAACCCGGUGAGCCCCAGGGCAUGGGAAUUUAUAGUUUGUCAGGAAGUUAGCUGGCAGCCACUGGUAUCUUAAAUGUCACCUGCUCUGGGCUAGUGGAUGAGACCUGCACAGAAUUAGAGGUGUGUCCUGGGCACCUGCCAGUCUCCCUGGCUGGUGUUAUCAGGAUGGGUGUUACCGGCACACAGGUGUUCUCUGUUGCCUGGACGAGUCGUUAAAGUCUGUGCGCACAGAGUGUUUUCCUCCUCUCAAGGGCGUUUAUAUUUCUGUAAGUACUUUCUGGAGGAUCAGUUUUACAGCUGCCUUUGAUGCAAACGAGGAUUUUCCAGAAUCCUGAAGUGCCUUGACAGCAUGUUCCCACUACGACUAGCAAACUACUUUGUGGUAACCUGGCACCAAAUAAUCCCUUUAGACUCCCUCUUUUGGACUCCAUGGUAAUCUGUUGUUCUCUUUCAGAGAUGUUGAUUUUGUACCUUUGCGGGGAAAUUGUCCCUUCUAACUGUUCCAGUGCUUGCACCAGAUGAUUCUGCUAAAAGUACGGUGGAGGAAUUUGCCUUAAGUAUCUCAAAGACGAUGAAAACAUAUCCCUGAACAAAUCUUCACUUUGUCUCGACCACCCAAUCACUCAAUGCCCUUGAUAAGUCUUUUCCUAUGCAGAAUGUUCUAGAACCCUUGGCUAGUGUGGUCAAAGGGUUGUCAGAGUCCCACUGCAGGCUGGCACCUGUUGGCUAUGGGUGCUGUCAGUGGGGUUCAUUGGAAUCCUCCUUUUAACCAAGGAGGUUCUAGGAUUGCUUUUUUGCGUCAUAAUGUUAAGAGUGCUCGUAGGAUCUUGAAGAAGAGUUAGGAUAAGCACCCAGAGAUGCCCUUCACCGGGAUCAGCUACUUACAUUUUCAUCUCAUUUUUGAAAAUUAAAUGUCACCAUUCCCUGUAAAAAGUAUCCCUCGUUCUUUGAAAGGAGAUUUCCUUGUCACGCUUUUCGGUUUUUAUAGCUUUUGUGAAGACCUCUGCUCAAGCGACCAUCAUGUGGCGGUGCAGGGUUCAGAACUGAUCCCUGGUCGCUGUGACCCUUUGGUAUGGGCAGUUGCGGUCAUUGUAGGGACCAGUUCGACCGCGAGUGACUUCAAUUUGCUCCAGGUCCUUGCACCAGAUGAUUCUGCUGCCGUGAAGAGUCUUCGAGACACCGGACUUAGCUUUCCUCAUCCUUGGGAGCCAUGUGUCACCGGGCGGCUGCACGGCGCUCUCACUGGGCUCAUCAUGUGUGUUUUAUGUUCCUGAUCAUGAAGAGAAUCUACUGCAAGUCACACUGACACCAAAGAUGUGCCGCCCGAGUCCAGUAAGCCGUAGCCCGUGCCCCGUGCCCGCUGGCGGGUCCUGGCUGUCUUGCCUUGCUGGCAGCCGGUGUUGCUUUCAGAUCGUCCUCGGCCAGACAGGAAGUCGGCCGCUGUAAGGAGGCAGUUGCUAAAAUAAACAGCCAAUGUGUCAAAACA